Messenger RNA from Raphanus sativus (radish), 3021 nucleotides. RefSeq lists its product as uncharacterized. Gene Ontology annotation, molecular function: helicase activity. The record is from RefSeq and is a predicted model, not a curated record. The transcript is spliced from 5 exons. NCBI's taxonomy places the organism in Eukaryota, Viridiplantae, Streptophyta, Magnoliopsida, Brassicales, Brassicaceae. Bases 458 to 2731 code for a protein of 757 amino acids.
UUGACUUCCAUCUUCUGCAUCCGUGCUUUUGUGGAGUUGCUUUCUUGUUAUCAUUCGUUUUGGUUUACCUUGUAAGACAAGCUGUGUAGCUAUGUUCUACUAAUUAAUUAAGUAAGAUCAGAACUAACAUUUUUCCCUGUUAUUAGGUUGCAGAAAUUUUUUGUAACAUGAAUUCGGAAGAGAAGAUUGGUCUGGUUAAGCAAGUCUUCUCUUGGUCAAUUGAAGAUAUUCUCAAUAACGACAUCUUCAAAACACAUAUAAGGACGAUACCAGACACAUUUGGUUCCGUUGAUGAGUACCUUAAGUGCUUUGUUCCUCAUCUACUAGAGGAAACACGCACAGAGUUGUCCUCACGCUUGGGAUCUUUGUCAAAUCUCCCGACGGUCACAUAAGCUCUGCCGAGGCAACGAAAAUAGAAUUACCGAGUAAGACAUCAAACACUUUCCUUGUAUCACUGAUGAGAUUUAAUGCAGAAGGAAACAGAACAAAGUACGAGCCGAAAUGUGGUGAUCUCCUUGCUCUCACGAAUACAGCAGGGCCGAGACGCGUCUAUGACUUGAACCCUCUGGUUCUUGCAUAUGUAUUCUCUGUUGAAGAUGAACUAGGUUCCUGUUCAAAAGAAAAAGAUGAACUAGGUUUCUCUGUUCUUUUGUCUACAUCCAUAUCCAUCGAUGAUGGAUUUUCAUUCCGUUCCUGUCUUUAUCUAAUGAAUUUAACCACAAACACUCGUAUCUGGAACGCUUUGCACGGAUGUGGCAAUUUGAGUCUCAUCGAGAGUGUCCUUCAGGCUAAUACUGCGGAAACAGAGCACUCUGUUUCUUCUACGGAUUGGGGAAAAGAUGUUUUGGAUAUGAUACGUUCAGCGAACUUGAACUCUAGUCAGGAAUCUGCUAUUUCAAGUUGCCUCGAGACAAGGAAUCUACGUGACAAGACUUGUGUGAAACUAAUAUGGGGACCACCUGGUACUGGCAAAACAAAGACGGUUGCUACUCUUCUCUUUGCCCUGCUCAACCUAGGUUGCAAAACAGUUGUGUGUGCUCCUACAAACACUGCUGUGGUGGAAGUUGCAUCUAGGCUCAUGGUGUUAUUCAACGGAUCUUCUUCAUCUGAGCAUUCUACUUACGGUCUGGGGGAUAUUGUCUUAGCCGGGAACCGAGGCAGGAUGGGGAUAGACGGGAAGAAUGAAGAUCUCCUUGAUAAUGAAGAUCCCCUUGAUGUGUUUCUUGAUCAUCGCAUCAGUAAACUGAAGAAAAUUUUAUCGCCAUUGGAUGGAUGGAAAAAUAGUUUGGAGCUGCUCAUAGAGUUUCUUGAAGACCCAGAGUCUUAUUACAAGAACUAUCUCUUGGUAUGUGAAAGAGAGGAGCAGGAAAGAGGCAAAAAGAACAAAAGCAUUGUUUUAAACUUUGGAGAGUUUAUAAGGAAGAGUUUUGAUAAGCUAAGUGAAAAAUUGGAGACUAAUAUGGUGGAUUUGUACACACAUCUGCCGAAGUCUUUCAUAUCAUCUGACCACGUGAAGAAAAUGGUCGAAGGCUGCGAUGCUCUUCUUGGUGUCAAACAAUUCGUGGAGGAGAAUUCUUCUAAAGAUGAUUUUGAGAUUGGCAGCUUCAACAAAGUCAUCGGUCUUGAUUUCCUUCAGCCUCUACGUUUGCUUCCCAGCCGUUUUGGGGUUCAAGUCUCGUUGGAAGAUGAGGAUUUAAGGAAAUUUUGCCUGACAAAUGCACACAUCAUCUUCUGUACUGCCUCAGGUGCUGCGGAAAUGACCGCGGAAAGGACUGGACCCGUAGAGCUGCUAGUAGUUGAUGAGGCAGCUCAACUAAAGGAAUGUGAAUCAGCUGCUGCUUUGCAACUUCAAGGCCUUCACCAUGCUGUUCUAAUAGGAGAUGAGCUUCAACUACCAGCAAUGGUGCAAAGCGUGGUAUGUGAAAAGGCCAAAUUUGGGAGAAGCCUGUUUGAGAGAUUGGUUUUGCUUGGCCAUAACAAACAUUUGCUUGACGUUCAGUACCGUAUGCAUCCCUCUAUAAGUCUUUUCCCCAACAUAGAGUUUUAUGAUGGGAAGAUCUCUGAUGCUGCGAAUGUCAAAGAAAGCAACUAUCAAAAGAGGUUUCUUGAAGGAAGCAUGUUUGAUUCUUUCUCGUUUAUCAACGUGGGACUUGGGAAAGAGGAGUUUGGUGAUGGACAUAGUCCCAAGAACAUAGUUGAAGUUGCUGUUAUUUCUGAUAUCCUAUCCAAACUUUUCAAAGUGUCAUGUGAGACAAAGACAAAGAUGAGCGUUGGGGUUAUUUCACCUUAUAAAGGUCAAGUGAGAGCAAUCCAAGAGAGAGAUGGAGAUAAGUACACUUCUCUAUUAGGUGAUGAGCUUUUCACUUUGAAUGUUCGGUCGGUUGAUGGGUUUCAAGGUGGAGAAGAAGAUGUCAUUAUUAUAUCCACCGUCAGAAGUAAUGGUAACGGAAAAGUAGGGUUUCUCAGUAACCGUCAAAGAGCCAACGUAGCACUCACUCGUGCAAGGCACUGUUUAUGGGUGAUUGGGAAUGAGACAACUCUGGCGUUGAGUGAUUCGAUUUGGACAAAGCUGAUAAGGGACUCGAAGAGGCGUGGAUGUUUCUAUGAUGCUGUUAAUGACAAGAACCUAAGAGAAGUCAUGAAUGAUGCUCUGCUUGAGGUCGACAUGUCUGAUGUGUUUUCGAGUUUUCAAUCUCUUUCUAUCCGGAAAGGUAGAAGAAACGCAUGGUAAUUGUUUAACUCAUUUCACAGAUCUAUGUGUUUUUAUUUUUCCCUCAAUAAAACUUUAUGUGCUUUGUCAAAAAGUAAACUUAAUUAUGUGAUUGUGAACUUGGUUAUCUAUGUGGUUAUUAUUACAUCUAUUUUUUAAAUGGUGCUAUUUUUUUGACAAAUGAUCUCAUUUUUUUUGUCAAUUUUUGCUUUGAUUAGCAAAUUAUCCCUAAAUUUAUCUACCACUGAAGUUGUCAUUUAAGUUUUAGACUCUUUCAAAUUUGUUAGUAUUCUACUUAAUUUAUGGAUCAU